Vombatus ursinus (common wombat) is the source of this 2284-nucleotide messenger RNA. RefSeq names its product zinc finger protein 501-like. Gene Ontology annotation, biological process: regulation of transcription by RNA polymerase II. The transcript has 4 exons. The coding region runs from base 73 to 2244 and encodes 723 amino acids. Gene Ontology annotation, molecular function: DNA-binding transcription factor activity, RNA polymerase II-specific; RNA polymerase II cis-regulatory region sequence-specific DNA binding. NCBI's taxonomy places the organism in Eukaryota, Metazoa, Chordata, Mammalia, Diprotodontia, Vombatidae. The record is from RefSeq and is a predicted model, not a curated record.
ACGGCCCCAGGGCCCCGAGGCCGCGGCGGGCGACGAGGACGAGGGUCCCAUUUGUGCACAUCACCAGAGGAUAUGGCAGCCCUGGGGGCAGUACAGGAGCCACUCUCUGCUUCAGCCCACAUCAGCUUCCCAUCACCUGGAUCCCUUUCAGGGCCUCCGCAUCAUGAGAUGCUACUGCACCUCCAGGAUCCCCAAUACGAUUAUAAGACCAGGACUGACAACAAGUUACUGAUCCCAAAGCAGGAAAUUUCUGAAGAAAUAGAAUCUUGUGGAACAAUAUCAGAAAUACUCCAAACAGAUGUUCUCCAGAAACCCAAAUGUGGAGAAAACUAUGAACUUCAAAGCAGGUUAGAUAGUCAGGUGGGAAUCUCGGCUGAGAAGAGAUGGAGAAACUCCCUUUCCCAGCAGAGAAAGACACAGGUCACAGUCAUGCAUGAAGAAACCCCAAGAGAUGAGAGAGGCCAUGAAUGUACUGGAUUUGGGAGAAAUUUCAGCCUGAACUCAAACCUUGUUAUAAAGCAGAGAGUUCCUACAGGUGUGAGACCUCACAAAUGUGAUACUUGUGGCCAGAGCUUUGGCCAGCGCUCAGUCCUUAUUCAGCAUCUGAGAAUUCAUACUGGAGAGAAACCUUUUGAAUGUAAUGAAUGUGGGAGAGCAUUCAGCCAGAGAUCUGAAAUUAUUAGGCAUCGGAGAAUUCAUACUGGAGAUAAACCCUAUGAAUGUAAUGAAUGUGGCAAAGCAUUUAGUCACAGAUCAACCCUUAUUGAACAUCAAAGAAUUCACACUGGAGAAAAGCCCUUUGAAUGUAAUGAAUGUGGGAAAGCUUUCAGAGGAAGGUCAGACCUUAUUCGGCAUCAAAGAAUUCACACUGGAGAAAAACCCUAUCAGUGUAAUGAGUGUGGAAAAGCCUUUAGUCACCGAUCUGUCUUUAUUGCACACCAGAGAAUUCACACUGGGGAGAAACCUUACGAAUGUCAUGAAUGUGGCAAGACCUUCAAUUGGAGCUCAAGUCUUUUCCAACAUCAGAGGGUCCAUAGUGGAGAGAGACCCUAUGAAUGUAAUGAAUGUGGGAAAGCUUUUACACAACUUGCAGUUCUUAUUGAUCACUUAAGAACUCACACUGGGGAAAAACCUUAUGAAUGUAAUGAAUGUGGGAAGGCCUUCAGUCAUGGCUCAAACCUUCUUCAGCAUCAGAGAAUUCAUUCUGGCGAGAAACCAUAUGAAUGUUGUGAAUGUGGAAAAGCCUUCUGUCACAGCUCAAAACUUAUUCAGCACCAGAGAAUUCACACCAGAGAAGGGAAGCCUUAUGAAUGUAAUUACUGUGGGAAAACCUUCAGUCAAAUUGCAGAUGUCACAAAGCACCAAAUAACUCACACUGGAGAGAAACCAUAUGAAUGUAAUUACUGUGGGAAAGUAUUCAAACAAAGCUCAGAUUUUACUAAACAUCUAAGAAUUCAUACUGGGGAAAAGCCCUUUGAAUGUAAAGAAUGUGGAAAAGCUUUUAGUAACAGCUCAGAUGUUGUUAUUCAUCAGAGAAUUCAUACUGGAGAGAAGCCUUAUGAAUGUAAUGAAUAUGGGAAAGCAUUCAAUCAAAGUUCACAUCUUAUUCAACAUCAAAGAAUUCAUACUGGGAAGAAACCAUAUCAAUGUAAUAAAUGUGGGAAGACCUUCAGCCAGAACUCUGAUCUUAUUCAACACGAAAGAAUUCAUACUGGAGAGAAACCUUUUAAGUGUAUUGAAUGUAAGAAAGCCUUCAGUAGAAGCUCACUUCUUAUUGGACAUUGUCGAAUUCAUACUGGUGAAAAAUCAUUUGACUGUAAUAAGCGUGGGAAAGCCCUCAGUCACAUCACAGGUUUUGUUCAACAUCAAAGAAUUCAUACGGGAGAGAAGCCUUAUGAAUGCAGUGAAUGUAGGAAGGCCUUUAGUCACCAUUCAGUCUUAAUUCAGCAUCAGAAAACUCAUACUGAACAGAAACCAUUUGAAUGUAAUAAAUGUGGAAAAACUUACAGUAGGAGCUCAAUCCUUAAUGAACAUCAAAAAAUACAUACUGAGGAGAAGCUACAUGAAUGUAGUAAUUGUGGAAAGCUCUUUAAUAGAACCUCUCACCUUAUCAGACAUCAAAAAUUUAUACUAGAGAAAAGCCACGUGAAUGCCACCUAUGUGGGAAAGCCUUUCUUUGUCUAUCAUUUCUUAUUAAACAUGAGAGAAAUCACACUCAAGUCAAUUUGUGAAUAUGAUAUAUAGCAGAGGAAAACUUUGUGGCUCAAAGAGCUCAUUUUUUAUC